Messenger RNA from Nanorana parkeri, 912 nucleotides. RefSeq names its product olfactory receptor 5V1-like. NCBI's taxonomy places the organism in Eukaryota, Metazoa, Chordata, Amphibia, Anura, Dicroglossidae. Gene Ontology annotation, cellular component: membrane. Gene Ontology annotation, biological process: G protein-coupled receptor signaling pathway. Bases 130 to 912 code for a protein of 260 amino acids. Gene Ontology annotation, molecular function: olfactory receptor activity; G protein-coupled receptor activity. The record is from RefSeq and is a predicted model, not a curated record. The transcript has a single exon.
UGUUUUUCAGACAUUUACAAAAAUGAGAUUCCUCUCUUUUUAACAUUUUUGAUAAUUUAUCUGAACAUUUUACUAGGGAACAUUAUAGUAUUCACGUGUAUUAUUCUGGACUCUCAUUUACAUACUCCAAUGUAUAUCUUCCUGGGCAAUUUAUCAACUGUUGACAUUUGUUCAACUUCGAACAUUCUGCCGAAGCUUGUGUCAAUGCUUUACAGUCAGCAGAAGACCAUAACAUUUCAAGAAUGCAUGACUCAGUUGUAUUUCUUCAUCUUCUUCACUUGUACUGAGUUCCUUCUUUUGGCUGUUAUGGCGUAUGACCGAUAUGUGGCAAUCUGUCAACCGCUUCAUUAUCCUUUACUCAUGAAUCUCAAACAUUGUACAUUAUUUUUGGUUGCUGUCUGGACUGCUGCAGCUUUGGAGCCGGUAAUACAUUGUGUUUUUAUAGCAAAUUUGUCAUUUUGUUCAUCCCAUCAAAUCAACCAUUUUUUCUGUGACAUUUCCCCUUUGUUAAAACUUUCCUGCAGUGACACUUUACAUAUUGAGAUUGCAACAUAUGUACUAGGAGCCAUUGUAGGCUUGAUUGCAUUCACACUCACAUUGUCCUCCUAUGUGUUGAUUAUUUACACUAUUGUAAAUAUCCAGUCAGCAGAUGGAAGACGUAAAGCAUUUUUUACAUGUGCAUCCCACUUGACUUCUGUUCUUAUAUUUUAUGGAACCUCUUUGUCGCUUCACGUUAGACCCAUGUCAACAUAUUUUCCAACUGAGGACAAAUUGUUCUCUCUUCUUUAUAUCAUACUGAUCCCACUUGCUAACCCUCUUAUAUAUACCUUAAAGAACAAACAAUUUAAAGAGUCCUUUCAAAAAGCGAUAACGCUACAUUGUAAAACAGGAAACUUAGAUUUGGAUAUAUAG